Molecule: messenger RNA, 1813 nt
Organism: Beta vulgaris subsp. vulgaris (sugar beet)
Lineage: Eukaryota; Viridiplantae; Streptophyta; Magnoliopsida; Caryophyllales; Amaranthaceae
Product: tlg2p-like protein a
Exons: 8
Coding region: 403-1368 (321 amino acids)
Biological process (GO): vesicle fusion; intracellular protein transport; vesicle-mediated transport
Cellular component (GO): SNARE complex; membrane; endomembrane system
Molecular function (GO): SNARE binding; SNAP receptor activity
Source: RefSeq, a predicted model, not a curated record
UAGUGACGCUUCCUAGUUCCUACAUCUUGAGUUCCACGUUGUCAACUUGCCAUUACCGAACCACCUCUCUCUCGGUUCUCCCCCAUUGAAGUGCAACAGCUACAUCAACUUCCGAUCAAUCUCCAUCUCCCCUCUCCCUGAAAUUGCCGCCAAAAAUCUGAUCAAAAUUUCAACAUUUUCUCUCUCCUCCAAUUCACUCUCCUUGAAUCAUCACAUUUCCAUACACUCUAAUUCACCCCUCUCUCUAAAUAGCAAGAGAGAGGGGAAUGUAACACUACGUUCAAAAUUAGGGAUUUUUUUCCAGAUCUAAAAUCAUCGACAUUGUAUUCAAAUCACAAAAUUCGAUGAUAAUUCGAUGAAAUGAAAUUGUUGUGAACUUGUGAGUAAGGUUUUUUUUUUUUAAUGGCGUCGAGGAAUCGGACGAUCUUGUAUAAGAAGUACAGAGACGCGCUGAAGAGCGUGCGUUCACCGGCGAUCGAAGGAGUUUCUUCAUCGACAAAUACGACGUCGUCUCAACAGAGUGUUGAAUUGACUACUACGUCUUUGCUUCAUCGUGGUACUCGUUCUUAUACUGCUCUUAGUACUGAGGAUCCUGGAACUUCCAGUAAGGGUGCAGUAGCAGUUGGUCUUCCACCGGCCUGGGUAGAUGUAUCUGAAGAUGUGGCAUCUAAUGUGCAGCGAGCUCGUUCAAAGAUGGCUGAGUUGACAAAAGCCCAUGCAAAAGCGUUGAUGCCAUCAUUUGGAGAUGGUAAUGAAGAUCAACGCCUAAUUGAGAACCUGACUCAUGAAAUAACGAAUUUGAUAAGGAGAUCAGAGAAGAGAUUGCAAGGGCUUUCUGCUGGUGGACCUUCAGAGGACUCAAAUGUCAGGAAGAAUGUGCAGCGUUCACUUGCAACGGAUCUUCAAAACUUAUCAUUGGAACUUCGGAAGAAGCAAUCUGCAUACUUGAAGCGCCUUCAAAAGCAAAAGGAGGGCUCAGAUGGAGACUUGGAAAUAAAUAUGAACGGUAGCAGAUCUCAAGUAGAAGAAGAUGACCAGGAGCUUAGUGAGCAUCAGCUAACCAGGAUAAAGAGAAGUGAAGCCUUCACAGUAGAAAGGGAGCGAGAAAUCCAGCAGGUUGUUGAAUCGGUGAAUGACAUUGCUCAGAUCAUGAAGGAUCUCUCAGUGUUGGUGAUAGAUCAGGGUACAAUUGUCGACAGGAUAGACUACAACAUUCAAAAUGUAGCAGCCACUGUCCAGGAGGGCCUAAAGCAGCUGCAGAAGGCAGAAAGAACUCAGAAGCAUGGGGGAAUCGUCAAAUGUGCAACAAUUCUCAUUAUAAUGUGCUUUGUCAUGUUGGUUCUCCUGGUUUUGAAAGAAAUUUUUUAGUAGAUUGUGAAAUAUUUUGGAUUCGACCUUCUAUCAUCAUGUUUGUUGUAUCCGUUGUCAGAUUCUUGGCUGCUUCAUCUGGAACUCUGACGAAGCCAUAGUCAAUAUAGUCUACUCUUCGUCCCUCUUUUUUUUCCUGAGGUUCUAAUAGCACUUCGGAUGGAAUAUAAGUUCUUAAUCUCGUCCCCCAUUUUGUUUGAAGCAUCUGCUAGGGGUUACAUGAGGGCUGAGGCUGAUCACAAUCUGAUCUAUACUUGCAAAUGUAAUUUUUUCUGUUAGAACGACUAAUUUGCCAAGGAAGUUGGACAUUAAUUAUUUGGGACUUGUCAAUCUUUUGUAUUCAAUUGUUCCUCUUUUUAUUUUCAGUAUUCAUACAUUGUAAUCGUUUUAUAGCAAUGAAAUCGACACAUUCUUUCUAAUGGAACAAGGUAUUAUAAAUUUACAA